CGAACGGGAACUGCCGAACGCAAGAGCUGCCAUUGACAGAUGAGUGCUGGGAAAGACCCGUUUGGCUCUGCGGUAUCUUUUGUCUGGGCAAUAACUUCCUACAGUACAGAGUAGUCUACACAGCAUUAUCAUUGAAGCUGUGGCAGCACAUUCUCUAACGCCGCAUAUGCGAGCUUAACCGACUGAACCUGCCUACUUGACCCUUUUUCGCAAAACCAAUCGACAUUUUCUAGGCAGCUCUUGCUGGUGGUCGCUCUGUUGAAACUAUGUCGAGUGAAAGCGCAACAGACAAGCCUUCUGACCCAUGGAAUGCCGAGACCAAGACAAAAUUCAACAAGAAGCAAAAUAGCGAGUACUUCGACCCUUGUCAAGAAGCAGCAUCCCGUAGCAUCCGAUGCUUGCACCGCAACGGUGCCGAUAAGGACCUCUGUGCAGAUUAUUUCCAGGCAUAUCGAGACUGCAAAAAGCAAUGGAUUAACGAGCGGAAGGCAGCAAGGCAAAAAGAGAAAGGUUCAUUUCUUUAGGCUCUGAGACGU
Messenger RNA from Xylona heveae TC161, 536 nucleotides. RefSeq lists its product as hypothetical. NCBI's taxonomy places the organism in Eukaryota, Fungi, Ascomycota, Xylonomycetes, Xylonales, Xylonaceae. The record is from RefSeq and is a predicted model, not a curated record. Bases 267 to 524 code for a protein of 85 amino acids. The transcript has 4 exons.